CAGAAGCAAAGCAAAAAAAAAAAGGAAGGACAGCAGCAGCAGCAGCAGAAGAAGAAGAGGAAGAGGAAGAAGAAAAGAGAGCAAUAUUAA
This is a messenger RNA of Trichophyton verrucosum HKI 0517, 90 nucleotides long. RefSeq lists its product as uncharacterized. The transcript has a single exon. Lineage: Eukaryota; Fungi; Ascomycota; Eurotiomycetes; Onygenales; Arthrodermataceae. The annotation marks the transcript as partial. The record is from RefSeq and is a predicted model, not a curated record.